Molecule: messenger RNA, 953 nt
Organism: Cornus florida
Lineage: Eukaryota; Viridiplantae; Streptophyta; Magnoliopsida; Cornales; Cornaceae
Product: zinc-finger homeodomain protein 10-like
Exons: 1
Coding region: 279-842 (187 amino acids)
Biological process (GO): regulation of developmental process; regulation of DNA-templated transcription
Cellular component (GO): nucleus
Molecular function (GO): DNA-binding transcription factor activity; transcription cis-regulatory region binding
Source: RefSeq, a predicted model, not a curated record
ACUAACGGAAAAGCUAGGAGGUAAGAUAUAUAUGUAUUUCAGAUCAACCAUACAUUUUACUAUCUAUUUCAUGAGUAAAUAUCAACCAUACAUUUUAGAUCUACUCUAGCAGAUAGUAAAAACCAUAUGCUAUAAUAUACCUCAUUGGCAAUGUAAAUACACAGACUCAGCUAGGAUCAUAUUGUAAUUCACCAUCUUCCUUACCUUCAUCCAUUUAUAUGCUACUGCAAAUUAACAAAACAACACUCCAAUUGUGUGUGUAAGAGAGAGAUCUAGAGAUGGAAGGAGACAACUCAAAUGCACUCUACAGAGAGUGUUUGAGAAACCAUGCGGCCAGUCUCGGCAGCUACGCCACCGACGGCUGCGGGGAGUUCACGCUGGACGACACUUCUCCCGGUGGCCUCCAAUGCGCUGCAUGCGGCUGCCACCGCAACUUCCACCGCAAACUGUCCUACGCCGCCCCUAGAGGAGUGAGCUGCAGCAGCGGCGCCCGUGAUCAUCAUGAUCAGGACCACCCAGAAAUGGCUGGCGAUAUGAUGAUGAUGGACUGUGGCGGUGGCGGAGGGCGGCAGGCGGGGUCGGAUUUGCCGGAGUCGGAGAGAAGCUACGGGAAGAAGCGUUUCAGGUCGAAGUUCACGGCGGAUCAGAAGGAGAAGAUGCUAGCAUUUGCGGAGAAACUGGGAUGGAAGCUGCAGAGAAAAGAUCAAGAAGAUGAGAUUGAAGGGUUCUGCAGAGGAGUUGGAGUGAGCAGACAGGUAUUCAAAGUGUGGAUGCAUAACCAUAAGAACUCUGCUUCUUCUUCUACUGCCUCUACUGGCAAUGCCUCUUCUCUUACUCAGUAGAGAUCGAGCUAGAGACAAGACAUUUCUAUUUUUAGGUUUUUUUUAGUUCCUUUUUAGGUCAUGUUUGGUGAAUUUUUUUAAAAUUAUUAUUAUUAUUACUAUUUUUGGGUA